Molecule: messenger RNA, 2001 nt
Organism: Austrofundulus limnaeus
Lineage: Eukaryota; Metazoa; Chordata; Actinopteri; Cyprinodontiformes; Rivulidae
Gene: eaf1
Product: ELL associated factor 1
Exons: 6
Coding region: 172-951 (259 amino acids)
Biological process (GO): transcription elongation by RNA polymerase II
Cellular component (GO): super elongation complex
Molecular function (GO): transcription elongation factor activity
Source: RefSeq, a predicted model, not a curated record
AACUCGCAGUCGAGUCGAAUGACGAAAGCCAUGUUUUGCUAAAUGUUAGCCAUUGCAAGCUAACUUUGUUUGCAUUCAGACUCUCUUUUCCAGUAACCCCCUAUUUACCUCGGCGCUUCAUGGGAUUAAAUUUAAAUGUAAAUUGUAAGCUAUUUUUAAAGAUACGGAAUCAUGAACGGGAGCACGAAUCCGCAGCUAGAUAAAGAGGAACAUGUUUUAAAGCUCGGAGAAAGCUUUGAGAAGAGGCCAAAAUCUUCUUUUCACACUAUCAGAUAUGACUUCAAACCGGCCUCUAUUGACACGAGCUGCGAGGGAGAGCUCCAAGUUGGGAAAGGAGAUGAAGUUACUAUAACCCUACCUCAUAUUCCAGGUUCUACGCCUCCAAUGACAGUAUUUAAAGGGAACAAGCGGCCAUAUCAGAAGGACUGUGUGCUCAUCAUUAAUCAUGACACAGGAGAAUUUGUACUGGAGAAGCUCAGCAGCAGCAUUCAGGUCAAGAAAACAAGAGCGGAGGGCAGCAGUAAGAUCCAGGCCCGGAUUGAGCAGCAAUCAGUUCGUUCCUCCCAGCCCAGCUCUCAGUUCCGAGCCCCAACCAAGCCCGGUACUGGGAUCAAAACAUCCCCCUCCCAAUCUAAGGACAACCCUUCCCCAGAGCCUCAGCUGGAUGACAUCAAAAGAGAGCUGCGAGCGGAGGUGGAGGUGAUCGAGCAGAUGAGCAGCAGCGGCAGCAGCAGCUCGUCCGAUUCGGCCAGCGCCUCUGGGAGCGGCGACGACAGCAGCAGCAGCGACGGGGAGCACGAUGCCCCGCGACCGCUCAGCCAGACCUCCCCCAGCCGCACCCCCAUCGCCAACGGAGGAGGAGACAGACAGCAGGGCAACAACCAGCUGAUGAACACGCUCCGAAACGAUCUUCUGCUCAGUGAGUCAGGCAGCGACAGUGAUGACAACUAAACUCUCCCGGUCAGUCCUCCACAAUCCUCCUCCUCCUGCUUCAUUUAUUUCUUCAGUUGCUGUGAAAGAUGACCUAAGCUUUAUUUUAUUUUUUGGUUUGACUUUAUUUUUUUACAUUUUAUUUUAGUAUAACCUCAAAGAUGGCCAGGCAGAAACUUUAGGAUAGUAUUUUUAUUAGAUGUAUAUUUUGUUUUGUAUAGUAAAAGAAAAAAAAAGUUCUACUUGAGGAAUUUGAGAUUGAAGAUUCUAUUUAGGUUUCAUACAUAUUUUAAGUACUUAAAGACACUAGUUUUAUUUGCAGAAUUUAUUCAUUGAUGGCUUUGUUUGCAAUUGUAAGGUUAAGAAUUGAACAUCUUAGUGCUCCUCACCUUUUGUCAGAAAACUACAACAACACCCUGCAAAUGACAAAAUAUACAAGAAACAUCUUAAAAAAAUGUUUUUUUAUCUUCAUUGACAACAGAAGCUUUAUUUUAUCAAACCUAUUUGAUUCGUUUUGCUAAUGUCUGGGUAAUGUUUGGUGUGUUUUAUAGCAAAUGUGAACUUGAUCUAAAACCUAGCAACUAAGCAUUGAUCUGUUCUCAUAAUAAAAAUGAUGAUAAAGGAUUUUAAUCAGCUUUGAAAACCCUUUUAAUGGCUCUACAUUUUGAGACAACAUUGAUAAAUCUGACUGAUCCCAGGUAAAGUUGGACUGAAAAAGUUAAAAAAAAUGUUUUGCAAGAGUGAAGCAAUUACUUUUCCUGCCACAAGAGGGCAGAAAAGACUCAUGUAAAACAACACUACCAUGUACUCAUUUAGCAUUAAAGGAACAAGACAGCAGUGACUUUAAUGACAAUAUGAUUCUGACUCUGAAUUCAGCAUUUGUUUAGUUUCGAACAUCUGAGAGAACUGUUACUUUUAUAAAAGCUGUGCUGUUUACAGCAGAUACUCACUUAGGUCAACUGUCUGUCAUCUAGAACCAGACAGAACCUGUUCAGAUUGGAUCAAAUUUUCUCUGAAAUGGCAAGAAACUUAGGUCAGAGCCUAAUGCUGCGUUCACACCGAACGCGAUUU